Messenger RNA from Emiliania huxleyi CCMP1516, 666 nucleotides. RefSeq lists its product as hypothetical. The annotation marks the transcript as partial. Gene Ontology annotation, biological process: maturation of SSU-rRNA from tricistronic rRNA transcript (SSU-rRNA, 5.8S rRNA, LSU-rRNA). Gene Ontology annotation, molecular function: protein binding. The record is from RefSeq and is a predicted model, not a curated record. The transcript has a single exon. Gene Ontology annotation, cellular component: nucleolus. Lineage: Eukaryota; Haptophyta; Isochrysidales; Noelaerhabdaceae.
AUGUCGUCUCUCCGCGCCUUCUCGCCGGACGGGCAGCAGCUCGCCGAGGCGGCCCCCGACGGCCGGCUGCAGCUGUGGGACACCGGGUCCUCCACCCUGCGGCAGGAGCUCGCUCGCUCCUCCCACCUCGCGCUGCGCUCGACCUGUGUGGCGUGGCACGGCAAGUCGGCCGCCGCCGCGCUGGUGGCCGUGGGGACGGACGGCGGCGCGGUGCUGCUGUGGGACGCCGCGCGCGGCGAGCUCGCGCACGAGCUGCGCGGCCACACCCAGGCGGUGCUCGACGUCGCCUUUGACGGCGCAGACACGCUCUACUCGAGCGGAGCCGACAAGCAGGUCUGCUGCUGGAGCGUGUCGUCGGGCUCGCUGGUGCACACCUUCAAGGCGGGCAAGGCGGCGGUCCACCGCCUCUGCCUCGCUCCCGACGGGCUGCACGCCGCGCUCGGCGGCUCCGCCAUCCGCCUUGUGCGGCGCGAGGGCUGGAAGCGGCUCGCGCGGCUACCGGGCCACGCGGAGCCGGUCCAGUGCCUCUCCUUCUCGCCCGACGGGCGGUACCUCCUCUCGUCGUCGGGUGACCGCCACCUCACCCUCUGGUCGGUCAGCUACGCCUCUGCCUCCUCCUCGGACGCGCUCGAGCAGUCGGCCGCCUCGCUCGCGCUCGAGGCGGAC